This is a messenger RNA of Vidua macroura (Pin-tailed whydah), 5644 nucleotides long. It is a transcript of the gene RAB11FIP5, whose product is annotated as RAB11 family interacting protein 5. Gene Ontology annotation, cellular component: phagocytic vesicle; secretory granule; mitochondrion. The record is from RefSeq and is a predicted model, not a curated record. Gene Ontology annotation, biological process: regulated exocytosis. The coding region runs from base 28 to 4401 and encodes 1457 amino acids. NCBI's taxonomy places the organism in Eukaryota, Metazoa, Chordata, Aves, Passeriformes, Viduidae. The transcript is spliced from 6 exons. Gene Ontology annotation, molecular function: small GTPase binding.
GGCCCGGCCGCUCCUCCCGGCCCGGCCAUGGCGCUGCUGCGGGCGGCCGCGCUGCCCGCCGAGGGCUGCCCGGCCUGGCUGCCCACGCACGUCCAGGUGACGGUGGUGCGGGCCCGCGGGCUGCGCUGCAAGGGCGGCGGCGGCGGCAAAGGCAAAGCGGGCGGCAGCGACGCGUACACCGUGAUCCAGCUGGGCCGCGAGAAGUACAGCACCUCGGUGGCCGAGAAGAGCGGCGGCAGCCCCGAGUGGAGGGAGGAAUGUGCCUUCGAGCUGCCCCCCGAGCCCGGGGCCUGCCCGGGGCUGGUGCUCACCGUGAUGCACCGGGCGCUCGUGGGCAUGGACCGGUUCCUGGGCCAGGCCCUGGUGCCCCUGGAGCCCGCCCGGCAGCGCGGCCGCGAGCCCGACGAGCGGUGGCACAAGCUGCACUCCAAGGCUGGGAAGAAGGAGAAGGAGCGUGGUGAGAUCCUGGUGAGCAUCCAGUUCACCCGGAACAACCUCACGGCCAGCAUGUUCGACCUGUCCGUGAAGGACAAGCCGCGCUCGCCCUUCGGGAAGCUGAAGGACAAGGUGACGGGCAAGAAGAAGUACGAGCUGGAGUCGGCCUCUGCCAUCAUCCCCAGCAGCAUGGGAGCCCUGGACAUGGAGGACGACUUCGAGCUCGGGGGCAAGAAGUCCAAAAUCAAGGGCUUCUUCCUGAAGAACAAACUGCGCAAGUCGUCCCUGACGCAGUCCAGCACUUCCCUGGGCUCCGACAGCACCAUCUCCUCUGCCAGCCUGAGCCUGGCAGCCAACGUCCCCGAGGCGGCCAAAUCCCCGAGCAGACACGGCAGUCUGUCCACAGAGCGCCCUGUGAAGGAGCUGCUGGCCUCACCGAAGCUGACCCACAAGCGAGCGUUCAGCGACGACGUGUCCCAGGUCAGCCCCGUGCUGGAGCCCAAAGCCCCGCAGAGCCCCGGGCCAAAGAAGGACCCCGUGUCCCGCUCGUCCCUGUGCAUCAACGGCAGCCACGUGUACGGGGAGGAGGCAGCCCCCAGGAACCCGCCCGCCUCUGCCCCCCUGCCCGUGCCCCGCAGGCAGGACGAGGCUUUCGGCUUCACCCCCCUGCACCCCGACCCCCACCAGGCGCCCUGGGGGCUGGGCAGCCUGGAGAGGGCCCAGCAGAGGGACGAGCCCAGGUUCAUCCCUUCCCCUCCCAGCCUGGCCCUGCAGGAAGAGCUCAAGGUGUCCACCAAGGCUGUGACCCUCAGCAACCACCUGGGCAGGGCCAGGAUGGAGGAGAGCCAUCGCCUGGAGGGCAAACCCACGCAGGCCGCGGCUGCCACGGGCUCCUCCGCGGAGCCAGCCAAGGACAGGGCGCCCGAGGACGCCAGGAAGGAGGACAAGAGAGCCAAGGGAGGCUUCUUCCACCACGGGGGCACCCGGAGCGACGCGGCGGGCAAAGGCCAGGGGGACAGAGGGACCCCCGUCCACGCCUCGGCCGCGGGGGACGAGAGGAGUAAGAGCAGCGGCUGGUUUGGGUCCAAGGAGCCCAAAGAGUCCCCUCAGAAACCCAGUUUCCCGCCUGGGCCGCGUGCUGCACCAGAGGUCGCUGGGAGCUUUUAUUCCUCUGAGGAUUGCAGUCCCUCUGCCUCCCCAAGGCAGACAGACCCCGAGAGGGAGUCUCCAGCCCAAAGUGUUGGUGUCCCCGUGCCAGAAACCACUCCCCCAGCACCGGGAGAGCUCCCUCCUGCCGACAGCGACCCCGCCGUCCCCCCGCUGCCCUCGGAGUGGGACGAUACCUUCGAUGCCUUUGCCACCAGCAGGCUCAAACCAGAGCGGAAGAAGGAGAACUUCUUUGCCUCGGUGGCAGCAGAGGGCAUGGCUUUCAUCGACGACCCCAACAGAGCCAGCCCGACAGAGAGCUCAGCAGAGCCCCCCUGCCAAAAGGGCUCCAAAGUGUUCGAAAAGGCCGAGUCGCCCAUCGGCCCUGAGAUCCCUGCAGCUCUCCGCUCUUGGACAAAUUUCUCCAGUUUAGACGUGGGGGCCAACCUGGUGAGCACCACCCAGGAGGCCACGGUGAUCGAGGACGUGCUGAGCCCCGUGUCCGCGGGGUCCGUGGCCAGGAGGAGGAAAAGCAGCACGCCCAUGGUCUGGACAGCCGCGUUUGCCUCGGGCAAGCCCGGGGACAAAGAGGCAUCAACAGCACCGAGCACUGAAAAUAGCGCUAGGGAGGAGGGGGACAGCGGUGAGGAGGAGUCCUGCAGCGCAGGGACGAACGGCUGGAUGACCAUAGCCACGGAAACCGCCGCUGACCCCUCGGAGAGCGCCCCGAGCGCGGCCGAGGAGCGCACGGCUCCCACGGGCCCCUUCGGCCCGCGCCCGCCCUUCCUGCGCGAGGGCACCUUUGAAGGCCAGAGCUCGUCCCGUGCCGCCGCCUGCGUGUUAGCCAGGAGCUCCUUCCCCCCCGAGCUGGCCCCCGAGGCCCUGCCCGGCGGCACCGUGGUGGCCGUGCCCCCGCGGGUGCUCGGGGACGCGGCGGGGCGAAGGUUCCCCGAGCCGGGCGCGGAGCCCGGGGGAGGCCAGGAGGGCGCCUUCGACAUCCGCAGCUCGGUGUUCCGGCUGCAGGCCAGCAUGCGGCUGGAGGCCAGCGACGGCCUCCUGAAGUUCAGCUCCGACAUCCGCGAGAGGCGCGUGGUGCUGUCCCCGUGGGCAGGGCCCCAGGGCCGCGAGGAGCCGGUGCCCGGCCUGGCCGUGCCGCCCCCCAAACCCCCCAGGCGCUUCGCAGCCGCGGGCGCUGUGGGGGACGGCGAGGAGGAGGAGGCUGCUGGCGCCCAGCAAGGCAAACAGGAGCCACGGGAAGAGCCAGAGGGCCCAAGAGCAGAGAUGGAAUUGCCAAGGAGCCGUGGGAGCAGCGCCGUGCCGGCGCCUCCCGGCCUGCCCGCACCGGGAGCGGACGCCGCUGAAGCCGGGAGCGAGUUCCCGGCAUCUGAGGGUGCCAGAGCUGCCGCUGUGGACUCAGCGGCUGGCUUGGAGACAGGAGCCAGCCAGCUGGGGACAGGGGACGCCUCUGUGGGGGAGCACCCGUCAGAGAUGAACGAGACAGAUGUGGCCGAGCAGUUUGAGACUUGCACAUCCAAGUUCUCCCUGGAUGGACUGGACCAGUCUGGUGCUGAGGAGAGCUGGAGCCAGCCCCGUUUAUCCCCUCAGGGGGCCACAGACGGUGCCAAGUGGGAAACGGCCUCCAAACGGGAGCUGUUCCCUGAGGAGCUCAGUAUUUCAGGACUAAACCCACCUUCCAAGCUAGACCUGGGCCAGCUGACCAGCUGGACAGCUCUGGAAGAGCAGGAGGCAGCUGGGCGUCCACACCCGCAGCCCCAAAGGUCAGAACACGGGCAGAGUCCAUCCCAGCCGGAGCUGGCAUGCCAGGAUGGUGAGGGGCGAGCAGGAGAGCAGCCUGAGCCCCGUGCCCCUCCCCAGGAGGCAGAGCAGGGCAGGACCCCCACCAGCAAGGAGCCCGGGGGGCACUGGGCAGAGAGCAGGAUAGACUUCAAGAAAGCUGAUUUCUGGAAGCCAGAUAGGGCAGUGGAGAGGCACACGCAGGGAGCUCCAGCCCUGAGAAAUCCCUUUACCCUGGCGCUGAGCCCGAAAUCCCCGAGCAAUCCCUUUGUGGAGAAGCCCCCAGCCCCUCUCCCUGUCCAAGCCGUGCUGCCCGAAAAGCUUGAGCAGGGCGACUUCAGCUUCCUCAGCCUGCAGGAGGAAGCCCCCGGGCACGGCUUGCAGCCCACUAACGCUACCCCCCUGCAUGCCAGCCAGCCCCUGGCCUUCUCCACCCCUUUCCUCGUGGCUGCCACUAACCCCGAGCCGUGUGGCCGCCCCCGGCCCCCCGCGGGGGUCCCCGCCAGCCGCGCCGCCGCCCGGCCCUGCCCGUGCCCGCAGCCCCGGGACGCACAAGCUUCAGCGCUCCUGGUUCUGCCCAGGGAGACACGGCCGGCUGAGGAGCCCCUUGGCCAGCAGACGAGCAGCCCUCACCCCGUGAAGCCCCUGAGUGCUGUGCAGGAGGGCUCCAGCGAGAGGAAGCAGCAGAACAGGGCCAGCCUGAGCUCGGCGCUGAGCAAUGGCCUGGAGAGGCUGAAGACAGUGACCACGAGCAGCGUCCAGCCCGUGGCCCCGGCUGGGCAAAACCACCCGGACAAAACCGAGCCCAAGUUAAAGGACCCUGCCCAGCCGGACCAGUCAGCCAAGUAUUACCACCUGACCCACGACGAGCUGAUCCAGCUGCUGCUGCAGAAGGAGGGCGAGCUGAGCAAGAAGGAGGAGCACAUCCACGAGCUGGAGAACUACAUUGACCAGCUGCUGGUGCGCAUCAUGGAGCAGUCCCCCACCCUGCUGCAGAUCCCACUGGGAGGGGGCCAGGCCCCCUGAGCCUGCCCAGGGCAGCAGCACCCAGCAGAGCUGUGCCCCAGUAACCACGCUGCCAAUACCCCCGCACCCCCUCCUCUCACCAGAGGGCUCCAGUGGCUUCUGUUCCCAGAGUUAGCAGGAAGGGUUUUCUGCUCCUUCCUGGCCCAAGCUUACCCCAGCUCGGCUCCAGGGAGCUGUAGGGUGGUGGGCUGCCAGCACCCUAUGGGGAGGAGCAGAGCCCUCCCCACGAGGCAGGCGCCUCCGUAGGUUCCCGUGCUGUGACCAAGUGCCACCUCCCAGGCACUCCUGCUGCCAGAGCUUUAAGUGACCCCUGGACAUGUGAGAGCUGGAAACCAUCUCCUCUGACUUCAUCCUGCUGCUGCUCCUCUGCCCACACUCCUCCUCCUCUCUCCCCCGAGGGUGGUGUCCCUUGGCUGCUGGAUGGUGUUGGGCUGGUGGGUGACACUGGGGACACUGAGACCCAGUGGGGCUCCCCCAGCACGUUCCUGACCAGAGCCUGUGGGACGCCCCUUCCCCCCGUGCCUCAGUUACCCCCAGUGAAGGGUGAAGAGCCAACUCCAGUUAGUGCCACUCCCUCACCACACCUGUGGGAGAUGCUCCACAGAGGGACAGCGCCGGGCCUGGGCUGGUGUCACAGCCUGGCUGGGCCACGCUGGCUCUGCCACAGCACCAGUGCCAGGGUGACACUGCCUGUGUCCCUCAUGGCUGGACUGGGAAUACGGCAAAGGGAACAUGGGAUGGUGCCCCAGGAGUGCUGCAGGAGAUCCUCUGCGGGCCCCACCCAGCAGCGGCUGCUGUGGCCUGGAGGGACCGAGUGCAGAAUCUGCACUGAAUUUCCACUCAGUAUUCCAAGGAAUGCCUGCUCACGGGCUGCCCCGCACUGCCUCUGCCUCAUCUGUCCAGCACAGCCAGAAAAUGCCCCCAGAGCGAGGCCUGGGGGGGUCUGACCCCUCUGCAGGGCCCCUGUGGGGUCAGGCACCAAAACAUUCCUGGCACAGCCCAGAAUUCCCGAAUCCUGGCAGGACCCUCCCCGGCAGGGCAGUGCCCAGCCUGCUCCCCUGAUCACAUCCAUGUGCUGGGAUCAGCUCUCCAGGGCAGUGCCCAGCCUCAGGGGCAGCUCUGUCCACUGCUGACCCCUGAGUGACCACCCAAAGUGUAGCAGCGUGAGACCGCGACUCUUCCCUUUGUUCCAGUUGUAAACUUGUCUAUUGCAAUUUUCAUCAAAUUCAGUAUAUGAUCUCUU